This is a messenger RNA of Nothobranchius furzeri (turquoise killifish), 1365 nucleotides long. The record is from RefSeq and is a predicted model, not a curated record. NCBI's taxonomy places the organism in Eukaryota, Metazoa, Chordata, Actinopteri, Cyprinodontiformes, Nothobranchiidae.
CUUGAUAUUUUUUUGGUGUCAACUUUAUUUUGUGUGGUUGGAGUGGGAGGAGAGGAAAGGAUGACUCAGCACUUUCAUCAAUAACUUUAAUCAGACAGCAGUGAGGAUUCAGCAGCCUCUCAUUUGCCUUGCUCCCUGAUUAUGAAUACUCUACCUGAUGUUGAACUCUGUUUCCCACAACUACCUAACACUUCCUGCAGGAAGCCACUGCAGCAACAUGCUGAGAACAUGUUUAUCAAUUUGCUGCUGUCCUGCAUAUCUUUGUUCACUGUAGCUCUCAACCUGCUGGUUAUCAUCUCGAUCUCCCACUUCAGGCAGCUCCACACCCCCACCAACCUCUUUCUUCUGUCUCUGGCUGUCUCAGACUUCUUGGUUGGACUCCUGCUGAUGCCAAUUCGAAUCAUUUUGAUGGGAGGCUGUUGGGUUCUGGGUAGUUUUAUGUGUGGAGUGUUUCACUUAUUUUCUUAUACUCUCACCUCUGCCUCAGUAGGAAACAUGGUGCUCAUAUCAGCUGACCGAUAUGUGGCUAUUUGUGACCCUCUGCAUUAUCAAACUAAAGUCACUAAUAUGAGAGUACAAAUCUGUGUGUGUGUGUCAUGGAUUUGCUCUGUGUGUUAUAAUGGAAUGAUACUAAAAGAUUUUCUUAAACAUCCAGAUAGAUAUAACUCCUGUGUUGGGGAGUGUGUUCUUGUAACUGAGUUUUUAACAGGAGUUUUUGAUGUCAUGAUAACCUUUAUUGGCCCCAUCACAGUCAUCAUAGUUCUGUACAUGAGAGUAUUUGUGGUAGCGGUGUCUCAGGCUCGAGCCAUGAGGUCUCAUAUUGCAUCUGUCACUCUGAGGGGUUCAGUUCCUGUAACUGCUAAGAAGUCAGAGAGAAAAGCAGCUACAGCUCUCGGUGUUGUUGUGCUGGUGUUUCUAAUAUGUUACUGUCCUUAUUUUUAUCCCUCCCUUGCAGGCCAUGAUUUGUUUUCUACGGAGACAUUUUCAGUCUUUGCAAGCUGGUUGCUUUAUUCCAACUCUUGUUUGAAUCCAAUAAUUUAUGUUCUAUUCUACCCAUGGUUUAGACGAGCUGUUAAACUGAUUUUUACCCAUUUGAUCCUGCAUUCUGAAUCAUUACCAAGAACUGGGGCAGAGCUUUGUUUUGGAUUUGGAAGCCAGACAGAUGGUGUUUUUGUGUCUGCAAAUGAAAGGUCUUCUCCCAGUUGGACAUGCCUAGAAAACCUCUACAAUAAGUUUCCUCAGGCAGAGAGCUGCCUCAAGUCUUCUGUUAAAAUCAUUGAUAAUGGCAUCACAAGGGGCAGAGACGUUACUUGGAGGGAUCUUGUUAAAAGCUUCAAGAAAGCCAGCAGCCACUUCAGGGUUUAG